Helobdella robusta is the source of this 363-nucleotide messenger RNA. RefSeq lists its product as hypothetical. NCBI's taxonomy places the organism in Eukaryota, Metazoa, Annelida, Clitellata, Rhynchobdellida, Glossiphoniidae. The transcript is spliced from 3 exons. The record is from RefSeq and is a predicted model, not a curated record. The coding region runs from base 1 to 363 and encodes 120 amino acids.
AUGUCAAACGGAGAACUGGGACAUCAGUUGUUUUUCUUUCUUCAUUCAAUUGGAUUCAACCGAACUGACCUCGAUCCAUCACAUCUACCUUUGAAAUAUUCUGAAAAUAACAAUGCAAAUUUUGCGAAGAGAAGAUUGAGCAACAAGUUCAACCGAACGCAACCUCGAACACACGCACGUUCGCUUCCAUUCAGCGCAGCAGAAAAACGAAACACGCCGAACCCUCCGGCAGUAGUUGGCGAUGCAGUCUUCAAAAUUAUGACAUCGCAAAAUGCAAAGCAUGAAAAAGAACUGGUAGGUAGGAGGUAUUUAAUAAGCGGAAGAACAAACUGCAUCAAAACGCGAUCCAUCAAAGUGCUGUAA